AUGCCGGGAAAGACCAUUUCGCCAUACAAGCAGGUCCCAGUGACCAAGGCUGAUCUCGAUUGGGCCGAGCUCGUCACGCUUGACCUGAGUCAAUUCGAUAAGCCGGGAGGCAAGGAGAAGCUCGCGGAGCAGCUCACCUACGCAGCGCAGCAUGUCGGUUUCUUCUACGUCAAGAACUUCGGCAUCAGCCAAGAGGAGGUCGACAGGCAAUUCGCACUGGGUCGCGAGUUCUACGACCUGCCGCUGGAGGAGAAGCUGAAGUACCACAACAUCAAGGAUCUUGAGAGCGGAGAGUACAACGGAUACAGGCCUGCUGGUCUCCGAAAUCUCACGGAAGACGGUAGCGUCAAAGACAACAUCCAGGUGUACAAUAUCCCCAAGUUCGAUGGCUUCCACAACCGCCAGCACCCGCCGGUUCUGGCAGACCACAUCAACGAAAUCGAGCAGUUCAGCCGGAAAUGCCACGAGCUCGUCGUGAAGAAGCUCCUGCGUCUCUUCGCCAUCAUCCUCGAGCUGCCGGACGAGGAGCAGCUGGUGCGCGAGCACGUGUACGACGACCGGGGCGAGGACCACCUUCGGUACAUGCACUACAAGGCGCGCACGCCCGAGGAGAAUCGACGGAUAGGCAGCCUCUUCACGCCGGGGCACACGGACCUGGGAAGCGUGACGCUGCUGUUCCGGCAGCCGGUGGCGGCGCUGCAGAUUCUCAACAACCAGGGCCAGUGGAAAUGGGUCAAGCCGCAGGACGAGACCAUCACCAUCAACAUCUGCGACGCGCUCAGUGCCAUCACCGGCGGCUAUCUGAAGAGCAGCAUCCACCGUGUGCACUCGCCGCCGGAUGACCAGGCGCACGUCGAUAGGCUGGGCGUGCUGUACUUUGCGAGGCCGAACAACCAUGUCGUCCUGGACCCGCUCAAGAACAGCGGGCUGCUGAAGCGGUUGGGGCUGGAGGAGAAUGAGUUCACCAAGCUUGGACAGCACCUGACGAUGGAGGAAUGGGUGAAGGUCAGGCAGUCGCAGCAGCAGCGGAGGACACAGGCGCCGAAGAUAAGCGAGGAUGGAAAGUAUGAGUACACAAAGAAGGACUUGGAGAUCCUCCCGGGCUUGCAUGCGAAGAUCCACAACUAG
This is a messenger RNA of Diplodia corticola, 1128 nucleotides long. Its product is annotated as isopenicillin n synthase. Gene Ontology annotation, molecular function: dioxygenase activity. Lineage: Eukaryota; Fungi; Ascomycota; Dothideomycetes; Botryosphaeriales; Botryosphaeriaceae. The transcript is spliced from 5 exons. The coding region runs from base 1 to 1128 and encodes 375 amino acids. The record is from RefSeq and is a predicted model, not a curated record.